UGUUGGGGGGUGGUGCUGUGGAGUCGAAGUGCUGGAGCAGGUGGGGGCGGGGUAGGGCGUGCUUUUAACCUCUGGGACCCGAGGUUUCCUCUAAUUCGGCGGUGAGAGCGGAUUUCAUCCCAGAAUCCCUAUGGCUUUCUCUAUGGGGCCUUGGGGGAGCAUUCUAAACCUUGCCAGCAGAGCACUAAGUCAACGCUGUUUCAGCACCACGGAGGCUCUUGGAGCAAUACAGAAGAUGACCAGAGUUCGUGUGGUGGACAACAGUGCCUUAGGCAACACUGCAUACCAUCGCCCACCUCGAUGCAUCCAUGUCUAUAAUAAGACUGGAGUGGGCAAGGUGGGAGACCGGAUACUGCUGGCCAUCAAGGGGCAGAAGAAAAAGGCCCUCAUUGUGGGGCACCGAAUGCCUGGCCCCCCAAUGACACCAAGGUUUGAUUCCAACAAUGUAGUCCUCAUUGAGGACAAUGGAAACCCAGUGGGUACUCGCAUCAAGGUACCAAUUCCAACGAGUCUCCGGCGGCUGGAAGGCGAGUAUUCCAAAGUGCUUGCCAUCGCCCAGACCUUCGUAUGAGAGGCCAGGGACUCUUGACUGCAGGAAGUACCCUUAGAGAGAGAAAAUUCACAGAUCAGUCCUCCACUGAGAAUAAGACUUGGGGGAAAUGGAGACUUCCUCCUUUCUAUCUCCUUCUUUCCCCAGGAGGGAGGGAAACCAAAUUCUGUGAAGUAAUAAAAAUAUUUUAUGUAUA
Antechinus flavipes (yellow-footed antechinus) is the source of this 746-nucleotide messenger RNA. It is a transcript of the gene MRPL14, whose product is annotated as mitochondrial ribosomal protein L14. The coding region runs from base 131 to 571 and encodes 146 amino acids. The record is from RefSeq and is a predicted model, not a curated record. Gene Ontology annotation, cellular component: mitochondrion; ribosome. Gene Ontology annotation, molecular function: structural constituent of ribosome. NCBI's taxonomy places the organism in Eukaryota, Metazoa, Chordata, Mammalia, Dasyuromorphia, Dasyuridae. The transcript has 3 exons. Gene Ontology annotation, biological process: translation.